Messenger RNA from Lingula anatina, 648 nucleotides. Its product is annotated as lactadherin. Lineage: Eukaryota; Metazoa; Brachiopoda; Lingulata; Lingulida; Lingulidae. The record is from RefSeq and is a predicted model, not a curated record.
AUGUCUGGCUCUAUCCUUUGUGUGGCCACGAUUACCUCGUAUACCGAGGCAAUGACGAGACGUCAGCUGGCAGCUGGGACUUCCUGGAACUUGUGGGUGUCACAGAAAAAUAGCGUCAGCGUUCCAGAUAUCCAGCAAUGUCAAAAUCUACUUGUGAGCGGAAACAACCCAAUCCCAGACUCGCAUAUCACUGCCAGUAGUUCCUUCGCCAUGUUCGGUUUCACGCCCCAACAUUCCCGCCUCACUAACGAUGCGUCUUCUGGAACCCUUGGUGGAUGGGCCGUGGAUGGUGGAAGUAUUAACACCAAUCAAUGGCUUCAGUUCGAUCUGGGUUCAAAGCAUGUGAUCACAGCUGUUGUUACCAAAGGAAGAGCUUUGGACGGCCACAACCACUACCAGUGGGUGACCUCUUAUAAACUGCACUUCAGCAGCGAUGCGGUGACAUGGACAACCUACCAAACUGAAUGUGGCAGUGACGUGGUGUUUCAGGGCAACACAGAUACCAAUACUCUGAAACAGAAUACGUUGCAGGGUCUGAACAAGAUGAUGCCCGUCAUAUUCGCACGGUACGUCCGCAUUAACCCACAGACAUUUCAUAACUACCCUACAAUGAGAGGCGAUGUUUUGGGUUGUGUUUUAGGGACGUAG